AUGAAACAAAAGAAGUCAAAGGAUCAUACUGAUUAUAAGACCAAGUUCUCAAGUCCUGCAAAAUCCUCUGGAAUUCGAAAGAGAUCGAAUGAGCAAUACUUAUCUAAGUGUCCAAAAUCAGGAGAAAAUGGAGAAGCUCCUAUUGUACUAGAAGAACUGUCAAACCGAUAUACUGAUAACCUUAUUGGAAAAAUACCAAGAUGCUCAAGAGGUUUUGGAAGUUCAAAACGGAGAAAGGAUGCAGAGACAACUUCUAAAAAGUGUCAUCAGUGUAGGAAAAAGGAAAGAGCAGUAUUCACACUAUUGCAAAAUAUAACAAUUUCUCAUUUUACACAUAGGUAUCCAAAUCUUACAGUAUCAGACAUUUCACACGAGUGUCCCUUUUGCCGAAACAAUUGCAAUUGCAGUGUUUGCUUGCGCUCAAGAGGAACGAUUAAGACAUCUAACAGCAGCAUCACAGACGAAGAAAGGGUUCAACAUCUCCAAUACAUGAUUAACUUACUCAUUCCAUUUAUACAACACAUUUGUGAAGAACAAAGUCAAGAGCUCGAGAUUGAAGCUAAAAUACAAGGAAAAUCAAGUUCUGAGAUUGAGAUACCACAAACAUCUUGUGAGAAUGAACGUAUCUAUUGUGACCAUUGUGCUACUUCAUUUACUGAUCUUUAUCGAAGCUGCCCCGAGUGUUCCUUUGAAAUCUGCCUUAACUGUUGCAAAGAAAUACGCAAUGGAAGUAUAUCACCGCGGUGUAAUAUGAAGUUUCAAUAUGUGAAUAAGGGGUGUGAUUAUAUGCAUGGUGGUGAUCCAUUACCAGUGUCUAGUGAUUUUGGGACUUUAAGAGGUCAUUCUAAGAUAUUUAGCAAAUGGGAGGCCAACAGUGAUGGAGGUAUUAGAUGUGCACCAAAAGAAAUGGGGGGUUGUGGUGGUCAUGUGAUGGAGCUGAGGCGCAUUUUUUUAAACGGGUGGAUAUCAGACUUGGAAGCCAAAGCUCGUAACAUGGUAAAAGGUUUUUCUAAAACUGAACAAACAGUUCUUCAGAAAGAAGCAAUAUCAAGUUGCAAUUCUAAGAUAAGAGCAGCUUUUAGAGAUGGCACAAGUGAUAAUAACUUAUACUGUCCAUUGUCAAGUGACCUCAUAAAUGAAGGGUUGCUUCUCUUCCAAAAACAUUGGACUCAAGGAGAACCAAUCAUAGUUCGUGAUGUUCUUAAGCAGGGUACAGGUCUUAGUUGGGAGCCAAUGGUCACAUUAAGAGCCCUAUGUGAAAACGGGGUUCCAGGAAUCAGCUCAAAUACUACUGAAUUAAAGGCCAUUGAUUGCCUUUCUUGUUGUGAGGUAGAAAUCAAUACUCGUACAUUCUUCAAGGGUUAUACACAAGGAAGAGCAUAUGCAAAUCUCUGGCCAGAGAUGCUGAAGUUAAAAGACUGGCCUCCCUCUGACAAGUUUGAUGAUCUUUUGCCUCGCCAUUGUGACGAGUUUAUCCGCUGUUUGCCAUUUCAAGAGUAUUGUGAUCCUCAAAAUGGGAUCCUCAACCUUGCUGUAAAGUUGCCAUCCCAUGUUCUAAAGCCAGACCUUGGUCCAAAAACAUACAUUGCUUAUGGGAUUAAAGAGGAACUUGGCAGAGGAGAUUCAGUAACAAAACUUCACUGUGAUAUGUCUGAUGCUGUGAAUAUUUUGAUCCACACGACUGAGGUAACAUUGAGUGAUGAACAACAUUCUGCUAUUCCAAAACUGAAAAAAGCACACAUUGCCCAAGAUGAGAAAGAGGGACGUGCUCGAGGAAGGGUCGAUGAAUUCCUGAAUGAAGGACUUUGCAAAGACAACAGAGAAGAAUAUAAGAGUUCUGUUUCUAAAGAAACAGGUGGUGCUCUUUGGGACAUCUUUCGGAGAGAGGAUACUGAAAAGUUAGAAGCAUAUCUAAGAAAGCACUCUAAAGAAUUUAGGCAUACUUAUUGCUCUCCAGUUGAAGAGGUUGUCCAUCCAAUUCAUGACCAAUGCUUUUACCUGACUUUGGAACACAAGAAGAAUCUGAAGAAGGAGUUUGGUGUAGAACCUUGGACUUUUGAGCAACAACUUGGGGAGGCAGUAUUUAUUCCUGCGGGAUGUGCACACCAAGUCAGGAAUCUUAAGUCAUGCACAAAAGUUGCUGUAGAUUUUGUGUCCCCAGAAAAUGUCCAUAUGUGCCUGCAUUUAACUGAAGAGUUCCGUCGUCUUCCCAAGAAUCACAAGGCCAGAGAAGAUAAACUUGAGAUACAGAAAAUGAUAGUCUAUGCUGUUGACAGUGCUGUCAAAGAAUUAGAAACUUUACGUUCUUGAUCGAAUCUGAUGAAAGUAUGCUCAUUUUGGCAUGAUAGUUGAUUUUUUUCAUUUUUAUCGACGAAUGUUAAAUAUUAGUUUUUGUAAGCAGAGGAAUUGAACCACAAAUUUUCUCACCCUCUCUUCUAAAUUCACCGAACCAACCUUAUUUUUUCAAUUUGUUAGUCAGAAAUGGAACCCACGACAUUUUCUUUCCUUCUC
Molecule: messenger RNA, 2511 nt
Organism: Vigna unguiculata (cowpea)
Lineage: Eukaryota; Viridiplantae; Streptophyta; Magnoliopsida; Fabales; Fabaceae
Product: lysine-specific demethylase JMJ26-like
Biological process (GO): regulation of transcription by RNA polymerase II
Cellular component (GO): histone deacetylase complex; chromatin
Molecular function (GO): transcription coregulator activity; chromatin DNA binding; histone H3K9 demethylase activity
Source: RefSeq, a predicted model, not a curated record